Molecule: messenger RNA, 3571 nt
Organism: Punica granatum (pomegranate)
Lineage: Eukaryota; Viridiplantae; Streptophyta; Magnoliopsida; Myrtales; Lythraceae
Source: RefSeq, a predicted model, not a curated record
GUGACCCUCUGAUUUGAACUGCUGGGAAAUAUUUUUCUCGAACUUUCAGAUGAGAAAAUUUCUUCAAUGAAAGCUCCAACCCCAUUACUGGCUGGAAGCCUAUUUAUGGAAGUAGUUCCUAUACAUUACAGAGCGAAGAACACCACCUCGUCUUUCCCUUCACUUCAAAGUUUCAAACAUCCUCGGCAUCAUGUUCUCUCUUUUUUGUCCAAGAAUGGUUCCAUCAUUAUCUUCCCUUUAUAUGAGCUCCAUUCUUCUCUUUUCGAUCAUUGGCCUCUCUAGUUGCUUGAUGAGAGGAAAUGAGACCGACAGACUUUCCUUGCUUGCAUUCAAAUCCCUCAUAAGAGAUGACCCAUUGGGGGCUCUCCGUUCCUGGAACGACACUCUUCACUUUUGCAAGUGGCAAGGGAUCACUUGCGGCAGAAGGCACCGGAGAGUCACUGUUCUUGAUCUCUCGUCCGUCCAGCUCAUCGGUUCAAUUGCACCUCACGUGGGGAAUUAUCCUUCCUCAGGGAGGUUUAUCUAGGAGAUAACAAGUUUACCGGCAAAAUCCCACCUGAGAUCGGCUAUUUGAAGAGGCUACAGAUAUUAGUGCUGCAUAAUAACUCGCUAAAUGGUGAGAUACCUCCCAACUUAUCUAACUGCUCUGACCUUACCCUCAUCCAGUUUGGUCAUAAUCAGCUUGCGGGAGAGAUCCCGAACGAGUUAGGCUCUUUAACCAAGCUUCACCACCUCGCCAUUCAUGAAAACCAUCUCAUUGGACAAAUACCUGCUUCCAUUGGCAAUUUGUCUUCGUUGAAGAGGCUCUCUGCAAAAUACAAUGGUCUGUCCGGUAGCAUCCCAUAUUCCCUUGGUCAGCUCAAGAAUAUCAAAUUCCUUGCACUAGGCUUAAACCAUUUGUCCGGUAUAAUUCCUCUCUCAAUUUUCAAUUUGUCGACUCUGACCGUCCUUCAAUUCACUGAAAAUAAUGGACUCAAAGGAAGACUUCCUUCUGACCUGUUCGACGCCCUCCCAAAUCUCCAACACUUAGGCCUUGCUGUUAAUCUUUUCUCUGGGCCAAUCCCAGUUUCGAUAUCAAACGCAUCAAAUAUGCUGCGGUUUGAAGCUUCAGCGAACCACUUCUCAGGGACGGUGCCUUCCUUUGCAAACUUGCAUAAGCUUCAAAAAUUGAUUAUAGGGGUCAACAGUCUGGGAACCGGGGGAGAUAAGGACCUAACCUUUCUCUCUUCAUUAGUCAAUGCAACGGGACUGCAAGUUGUCCAUGCACGCAGCAAUUAUUUAGGAGGAUCACUACCAAAGACCAUCAGCAACUUUUCUAUGAAUUUCAGAUAUUUAAGUAUCGGAGACAAUCAGAUAACUGGGGAGAUCCCCACCGGAAUUGGAGACCUUUUCAAUUUGGAAUUUUUUGUUCUAGAAAACAAUCAAAUUGUGGGUACAAUUCCUGGGAGCAUAGGCAAACUCCAAAAGCUCACUAAGUGGGGCAUGCACAACAAUCGACUGGUCGGUCAAAUUCCGUCUUCCAUUGGAAAUUUGACCCAACUGACUCAUUUGGGUCUAGAUCUCAACUUCUUGGAGGGGAAAGUACCCCCGAGUCUAGGCAAUCUACGGAGUGUAAUUGCUUUGGAUCUUUCAAAAAACAACCUUACAGGUCAUGUACCGAUUGAGAUCUUCAGCCUUUCAUCGCUGUCAAUGGCCUUGGACCUUUCUGGAAAUAAUUUGGUGGGUGUUCUGCCCAGUGAAGUUGGAAACCUGAAAAAUUUGGCCUACCUUGAUGUCUCAGACAACCAGUUUUCCGGUAAUAUUCCUGCCACUUUAGGAACUUGUGUAACAUUGGAGCAUCUAUCCUUGCGGGGGAAUAAAUUGCAAGGGACUAUUCCAGAGUCGAUAGGUUCAUUGAGGGGUUUACAAGAAUUGGAUCUUUCUCGCAACAAUCUUUCAGGUGAGAUCCCAAGAUUCUUAGAAAACCUGGUCCUCCUAAAGGUAGUGAACCUGUCCUAUAACCAUCUCCAAGGCAUGGUACCAGUCAAUGGGGUUUUCAAGAAUGCAAGCGCAGUUUUUAUCAUGGGAAAUAACAAGCUUUGUGGGGGAUCAGUUGAGUUGCAUCUGCCCAAAUGCGCCCUGCACGAGUCCAAGAGGGGAAAUCGAAAGAACCUGACCUUCAGGUUAGUCAUCUCGAUCAUAUCCGCAUUCUUGGGAGUGUCACUGUUGGCACUCGUUGUUUUCCUCUGCUGUUUCAAGAGGAAAAGGAGAGUCCCUCCCUCCAGCGGCUCCAAUGAUAAGUCCCUUUUAUCUGUGUCAUAUCAUAGCCUUCUAAAAGCUACCGACAACUUCUCAGUUGAAAGGUUAAUCGGUGUUGGUGCAUUUGGUUCUGUGUAUAAAGGAAUUAUUGGUGAUGGUGAGGACCAAAAGAUUGUUGCAGUAAAAGUGCUGAACAUGUCGAAGAGGGGAGCAAUCAAGAGCUUCUUGGCUGAGUGUGAGGCCCUGAGAAACAUCAGACACCGCAAUCUCGUCAAAGUACUCACAGCCUGUUCGGGGAUCGAUGGCAGUGGUAAUGAUUUCAAGGCCCUCAUUUACGAAUUCAUGGUCAAUGGUAGUCUAGAUAAUUGGCUACAUUCUGCCCACCUCAAAGAAAAUGGGGCAAACGAAACACGGAGGAACCUAAGUCUGCUGCAGAGGCUGAACAUCGCAAUUGACACUGCUUGGUCGUUGGAUUAUCUUCAUCAUCAGUGUGAAUGCCCGAUGGUUCACUGUGAUCUGAAGCCAAGCAAUAUUCUUCUCGAUGAGGAAAUGGUUGCGCAUGUCGGUGAUUUUGGCCUCGCAAGGUUUACUUCAAGACCCACCGAUGAACUCUGCACCAAUCAGUCAAGUUCUCUGGGUGUUAGGGGUUCCACGGGUUAUGUUGCACCAGAGUAUGGAUUGGGAAGUGAAGUGUCGACACGGGGUGAUGUCUACAGUUACGGCAUCGUCUUGCUAGAGAUGUUUACAGCAAAGAGACCGACUGAUGAGAUGUUCAGUGAAAAUUUGAACCUUCACAAAUAUGUGAAGAAAGCUUUGUCUGGUGGUGUUGAAGGGAUUGUAGACCCAGUCCUUCUUGAGGAAGGGCAAGCAGCAGAGCAGAGAGUGAAGCACAAUGCCCGAGCUUCAAGAAGCAGUGGAAAUGACAGAGUCAUCGAGUGCUUGAUUUCAAUACUUCGAGUCGGAGUCGCUUGUUCUAAUGAAGAGCCAAAGGAACGAACGGAUAUCAGAGAUGUGGUGGCUGAACUGAACUCAAUCAGAAAAAAAGCUCGUUUCCAAGAGAGAUCGGGCUUGAUUGAGAAAGAGGUUUCUUCAUAGAUGGAAUUUGAAUUUACAGGGAGCGUGUGGUACUCUUCUUUAAGCCUAAUUUGUAUGGAGUGAAUAAGAGCUGGAACUCUUCUUUGUCGGGAUGUAAUGUUCGGGCUGAAUGUUACUGCUUUCUUCUUGUUAUAAACAGCUUGUCUCCUGCGUGUUUCCAAUUUGAAAGUUCAGGUUCAACAAUGUGCAAACUGUAAGGAUAAGAGUUGAUUUCUAUAGUACAGCUGUACGACUGGAA